Molecule: messenger RNA, 3477 nt
Organism: Ricinus communis (castor bean)
Lineage: Eukaryota; Viridiplantae; Streptophyta; Magnoliopsida; Malpighiales; Euphorbiaceae
Product: probable zinc transporter protein DDB_G0291141
Exons: 1
Coding region: 414-3062 (882 amino acids)
Biological process (GO): zinc ion transport; transmembrane transport; intracellular zinc ion homeostasis
Cellular component (GO): membrane; Golgi apparatus
Molecular function (GO): zinc ion transmembrane transporter activity
Source: RefSeq, a predicted model, not a curated record
UAGUCUUCUACUAGUAGAUGUGGAAUCCUCCAAUUUAAUGAAAUCUCUCAUUGUUGACAGAAGAAAGAACAUUUGUAAGCACAUUAAAUUGCUAAUUCCUACAUUAAAAGCAAAACAGUGCUAUCAUCGUAUAACCCACUUCCCAGCCUACACCAAAGAAAUAGGAACUUUUAGAACUAGCGAGUGACUUUGUCUAUGCCUACUAUUGCCUACGCCCAUCCUCUGUCAUAAACAGAAAUGAAAACUCGUCGAACACCACAUAUCACAAGAUCAAAAUUUCCAUCAGACGGUCACAAUUCAAUUUUUACUGUUCAAACUCUCAACUAAACUUGGCCCUACUAAAGCCACUUUCUGUGAUUCAGUCGCACUCCCAAUUCUCGAAGUCUAGUUCCCAUUUCCAGAACCCGUCAACCAUGUCCGAUCAUCACCACCACCAUCAGCACCGUCCUCACCGCCUCUCCCUCCCUCCACGGACCACUAUCUUUUCCUCCUCAACAUCAACAGCCACCACCACAAGACCUUAUCCUACCUAUUCAUAUCUCUCUACACCAACACCAACACCAUCAAAGCAACGUCUUCCAUCUUCACUUUCACUUGCAUCAAAAACAUCAUCAAAGUCAUCGCUUUCUUUUCUCUUUCUCCUUCUGUUCUCUCUCCGAUCUCUUUACUCUCUCCUUCCUUUCCUUCAAUCCUCCCCUCCUUCUUUCUCUCUCUUCCCUUUUUCUUUCCUUGUCUCUCUCCUCUCUUUCCUUCUCUCUCUUUCUUUCUCUCUCCUCCCUUCUCAAUCAUACCCGAAAUACUCUUUCAACUUCAAGAAUAAUUAUAAUAAUUACAACCAACCCAUUUUCUCUAUCUUUUCAAUUUCAUUAUCCCAACACAAGCUUCUACUUUCUAAAUCACUCCUCCUUGCUGUGGUUUUCCUAUUAAGAUUUCAAGCUCUUCGCUUUUGCGGCACUGCUGCUAUGAUUCUUGCUGAAUUAUCCGGUAAUGUCGCCGCUCGAUUCGUUACUGAGUUCAAAAGGCCUAAUGGGACUUCUGGGUUUUUGUUGCUUUUUACUGGGUUGUCUUUUUUAUCAAUUAGUUGGGAUCGGAUUGAUUGUUUUCCAUUUUCGACUUCGUUUAUUGAUAAAUAUGGAUUUACUCUGUUUCCUAGAGAGAAAUGCGUUAGGAUUUGGUCCAUGUUGUUGCCUUUUUCAUCUGGAUUUUUAGGGUGCUAUGAACGUGUUUCAAUGAAUUGGGGUACUAUUAGGCAAUUGGGUUUGAAAAGGGUAAGAUUGGUUUCGUUGUUCUAUACAACUGUGUUGCUGUUCAUUCCUGCUGUUGUGAGUUUUAUCAUGUUUGAAAGGGGUAAUGAUGGUGUUUCUAUUGCGAAUUUUGGUUGGCCAUUAGCUAAUACUGUUGUAUUUGGAGUUCUUUUGAGUGAGAAUUAUAGUGAAGAUAAGCUAGUGUAUUCUAAAGAUUUACAGAGAGAGUUUUUAGUUACAUUUGUUUGUACAAUUCUUUUGGAGCUGUUUUAUUUUCCGGAGCUGUCACUUUGGGGUCUUUUUUUAUGUGGACUACUGUUGUAUUUUGCUGUUAGAAAGUUGGACCCUUUUUAUUGGAACUAUCUUCAAUUGGGACUGGAAUCAUCAGAGCCACUUAGUUCUUCUAUUAUGAAGCCUAUCCGACAUAUUGUGAGUGAGAGAAAAUCUCGCAAGAUUGCUCUUUUUCUAUUGAUUAAUACUGGUUAUAUGGUGGUUGAGUUUGUUGCUGGGUUUAUGAGCAAUAGUCUUGGAUUGAUUUCAGAUGCUUGUCAUAUGUUGUUUGACUGUGCUGCUUUGGCGAUUGGUUUAUAUGCUUCUUAUAUUUCUCGUUUGCCUGCGAAUAAUCAGUUUAAUUAUGGUCGUGGGAGGUUUGAGGUUCUUUCAGGAUAUGUUAAUGCUGUAUUACUAGUUCUUGUUGGGGCACUAAUUGUGUUGGAGUCUCUUGAGCGAAUUUUGGAUCCACAAGAGAUAUCAACUAAUAGUUUGUUAACUGUUUCAAUUGGAGGGCUUGUAGUGAAUAUUGUUGGUUUGAUCUUCUUCCAUGAGGAGCAUCAUCAUGCACAUGGUGGUUCUGGGUCAUGCUCACAUUCUCAUCCCCAUUCUCAUUCUCACUCUCACCAGCAUACACAUGUUCUUGAAGGUCCUGACGAAAAGCAUCACAAGUGUAUCUCUGUUUCCUAUGACUGCCAGGAGAAGACAUUGAUUAGCCACUGUGACCAUCUUGAACACCAUCAGUGUGAUCAUGAUGAUCAUGACCAUACUCAUCAUGAUGACCAUGGUAACCAGUCUCACCACCAUCACAACCAUCAUGACCACUCUCCCCUUCAUGAACCCUGUGACCACCAUCAUCAUGAUCAUACUCAUCAUGAUGACCAUGGUAACCAGUCUCACCACCAUCACAACCAUCAUGACCACUCUCCCCUUCAUGAACCCUGUGACCACCAUCAUCAUGAUCAUGACCAUGGAAAUUUCCUUCAAUCCCAUACCCACACUCACCAUUCAGAAACAGAAAGUAAUUUCUCUUUGGAAAACAGUGGUUUCCAACAAAGAAAUCUGGUAUCUGAUGAAGAGCAAUCACAAAAUCGCCAACAUCACCACAUUGACCACAAUAUGGAGGGAAUAUUUUUGCAUGUUUUGGCAGAUACGAUGGGAAGUGUUGGAGUUGUUAUGUCUACCCUCCUUAUCAAAUAUAAAGGAUGGCUGGUUGCUGAUCCUGCUUGCUCAAUAUUCAUUUCCGUUUUGAUUGUAUCUUCUGUUAUUCCAUUACUCAGGAACUCUGCAGAAAUUCUUCUCCAAAGAGUUCCUAGGGCUCAUGAGAAGGACCUGAGAGUAGCUUUGAAUGAUGUUAUGAAGAUAAAGGGGGUACAUGGAAUUCGGAAUUUUCAUGUUUGGAGCUUUACUAACACAGAUGUUGUUGGGACAAUGCAUCUCCAUGUCUCAGCAGAAACUGACAAGGAUUCUAUGAAGGAUCGGACUUCACACAUAUUUCAUGAUGCUGGAAUCAAGGAUUUGACAGUGCAGGUAGAGUGCAUCAAGUGAUGAGCAUAGUCAAUUUUGAGGCUGAUUUCAUCUUCCUCAAACACUUGAGGUGCAAAUGCAAAUAUCACCGGAAGUUGCUGCUAAACUCUUGGCUUGAUGCUGUACUAUUUCUCUUAUGGAGCUUCGGUAGCUCUGGCACUUUGUUCAAGAGAAGAAUUUUGUCAAGCACUAGUAAGGCUUCGUGUUUUGCUGGAUUUAAAAUCAGCAAUUAACUUCUGUUCAUAAAGGAUAAGGAUGAUGGGUUAUGCGGUUGAUCAUAAUGUAACUAUGCAGAAAUAUAUGAACAGAAAAUGCGGGGAUAUGACUUCUCAGCGUUCUAUUUAUACUUGAAUCUCAGUAGAUUUGUGUUAUGAUUUUGUGAUUUGACUUGAACCAAAAGAAUAGAGGAUUUCUCAUUCAAUUUUCCUUUUGUUAA